Molecule: messenger RNA, 1311 nt
Organism: Sceloporus undulatus (fence lizard)
Lineage: Eukaryota; Metazoa; Chordata; Lepidosauria; Squamata; Phrynosomatidae
Gene: CDCA3
Product: cell division cycle associated 3
Exons: 6
Coding region: 248-1033 (261 amino acids)
Source: RefSeq, a predicted model, not a curated record
GCCAAGAAAACCCCAUGACAGGUUCUCCUUACCCAUAAGUUGGGAGUGACUCAAAGUCACACAACAGCAAGUUCUAAUGUCACAUUUGUGUCCUUCUAUCCUCUUGUGUGCGGACUGUCAUGUUUGCCCAAUGGAGAGUGUAGAGGAGCAUUACUGGCAUAGGAUGGUAUAGGUCACGUUGGAGGAAGAAGUUUCUUGCCUGUGAAAUCUGUGCUCUGAGGAACUGCUGCCUUUACCUCUGGCCGACAUGGGGGCCUCUGAGAGCUGCCCGGCAACACCCACCUCCAGACCUUUGAUUAAUAAGCACCUGGCAUAUGUCAAUGAUCCACGAUCACCUACAGCUGGGAUCUUGAGAACUCCCAUAGAGGUAGAAAGUUCACCUCAGCAGAGUUCCCUGACUCACCUAAAUGAAGAUGACACAGUCACCAGUAAACAGAAUUUGAGCUGGGAUCCUCGCUCCCCAACGCCUGGUAUCUCACGCACCCCUAUGAAAGCUGUGAUGGCUGAUACCCUACAGUGCCCGGUAAAGCAGCUCAGUGAAGUCUUUAUAGCAGAACACAUGGAGGAGAAACUGUCUUUAGAGGAAUCUCAUCAUCAGGGCCAGCGGCUUGACAUAUCUUGUGUGGCAGAAGUGGCCUCAGGAGAGAGAACAUAUGUGGAAGCACCACAGGGGGAUCUCCUGUGUGUAGAAGAGGAGAGAAAUGAGCAGCCUCUCACCAGUGUUGCAGCUGUAUCAAAACCAGCUCCUCUUGCCCUUUAUUCUACAGGGAGCAAGUCAAUGAGGCGCAGGACCAAUAGCAAAAUGCUGAUAGCAUCGACAGGUGCUGGGCGGUCUCCUCUUAGUAUCCUGCAGGAUGACAAUUCCCCAAAUCCCCUUGCUUCUCAUCAGGGUAAAAUAAGUUUAUCAGUAGUAGAUGGCCAAGGAGAACGCAAGGAGGGAGUGUUCAGCUCUGGAAGAAUCCUGAAAGCUGGUGGCUGUAGCUGGGAUUCCUUAAACAAAGAGAAUCAGCGACAUCACUUGUUGGAAAAUUAGUUGCUCUCAGAUGCUCCAGUAAUUACUGCCCUGUGGCAAGGAAAUGUCAAACACUUGCAGGUGAAAUUACGGUAACCUAGCUUUGCCUCCUUGGCAGUUUGGCUUACUCCUUGCCACUUCUGUCUUAGACAAAGAAGGAAAUAGUCUAUAUAUUCCAUCAAUAGUUUUGUAUUUAUGUUUAAUCAUGUACAGAUUCUUAUAUUUAGCUUUUUUUUAAAAUGCCUUUACUGCCAAAUCUCUGUGUGGUCUGUCUGGAAAAUAAACUUGACUAUAGAAUA